Molecule: messenger RNA, 1988 nt
Organism: Chironomus riparius
Lineage: Eukaryota; Metazoa; Arthropoda; Insecta; Diptera; Chironomidae
Source: the annotation of a GenBank genome assembly
AAAGCGAAUUUUAGUUUUGCAUUACACAGUAAAGAAUGAACAGACAAAUAUUUUCAGUUCUUAUGAUUUUAAAUGUUUGUGCAUUUAUAAAAUCUGAAGUGAUUGAAAUUGAUGAUGGAAAAUUAGAAGGAACAGUUUUAAAGACACGAAAAGGCUUGGAUGUUUACGCAUUUAUGAAUAUUCCUUUUGCAGAGCCACCGAUUGGACGGUUACGAUUUCAUUCUCCGAUUCCAAAUAGAAAAUGGAAUGGGAUUCUGAAUGCGAAACAAUUUGGACCAGCUUGUAUGCAAAAUAACGAUGGUCCUGAUGAGAGUGUAUCUGAGAAUUGUCUUCAAUUGAAUGUCUUUACUAAAGAACUAAAUUCCAUCAAUUUAAAACCUACAAUUGUUUAUAUUCAUGGCGGUGGUUAUGUAGCUGGAUCUGCCGUUGGAUACCUUCCAAGUUAUCUUUUAGAUCGUGACAUUGUACUGGUUACUAUAAAUUAUCGCCUUGGACCUUUCGGAUUCCUCGCCACAGGAACAAAAGAUGCUUAUGGAAAUAUGGGUCUUAAGGAUCAAGUUUUAGCUCUAAAGUGGGUUCGAAAGAACAUUGCACAUUUUGGUGGAAAUCCAGAUCAAGUCACAAUUUCUGGAUUAUCAGCUGGUUCAUUUUCUGUUACGGCACAAAUGGGAUCAGUGAUGUCACAAGGAUUGUUUCAUAGAGCAAUUGCUAUGAGUGGUGCAAUCACCUGGCAAACAGGUUUAGACAGAGACAAUAUGAACUUAGUUAAGCAAGUAGCUAAGAGGCUUAGUUGUCCAAUAAAUGUCGAUGACAUGAUUCCGUGCUUACAGACAAAAUCAGCAAAAGAUAUAAUUCAAGCAGGGAGCAGAAGUUAUUAUGGCUGUUUGGUCAUGCCAUGGCUUCCUGUUGUUGAGCAAGAUUUUGGUCAAGAAAGAUUCUUUACCGCCGAUCCAAACAAGUUGUUCAAAAGUGGAAAAUUUAACAGAGUUCCAGUGAUUGUUGGAAUAACCACUGAUGAAUUUAUAUCGCCAGUUGUUCCUCUUCUCAACAAUAAAGAAUCAUUGGAACUGUUAAACAACAAAUUUUCUGAAAUAGCAUCCAACUGCUUUUAUUUCAGAGGAAAUGGAAUAAUAUCGACGGACGAAAUAGCUGAAUUAUUAAGAAAGCAUUACUUACCAUACGACAAAAUUGAUAAAACAUCAUUUAACAGCUUACAUCAUCUAUGCGCAGAUGGAUCAAUUGGCUAUGCAGUUCAUAGAUUUGCUCACUAUGCCUCUCCUUUUACUGAUGUUUAUUACUAUAAAUUUUCUUAUUCUGAACGAUUUAGCAACUUUUUGUAUCCUAGAAAUAAACCAUACGGAAUACAUCACGGUGAUGACAACAUGUAUGUCUUAUCAACUCACUAUGAUCCAGAAAUUAAAGAAUCUGAUCCAGAGAACUUUAUGGUCGAAAGAAUGACGAGAAUUUGGGAACAAUUUUCAAAAUAUGGAAAUCCUAAUAAGCGUAAUGAUGAAUUCCUUGCUGACUUAAAUUGGCCUAAACUGGAUAAAACUAGUGAAUAUUUCUUGGAUAAUGGAAAACAUAUGGUUGAAAAGCAAGGACUUUAUCUAGAGCGAUAUCAUAUGUGGGACAGUUUAGAUAAAUCUUUGAUGUAUUCUGAAAAAGAUGAAUCCAAUGAAGAGAUAAUGAUUAAAAUUAUCAAGAAAGAUUCUGACUAUAAUUUUGUAUUGUCAUCGAAUAAUUCGAAGAUCUAUAACUAUCGCUCGCUGCCUUAAAUUGUAUCAAACAUUUCAAUUCAUAUUUAUGUGAUAGUUAUGUCUUAAAUACCUUAACGCAUUGCAAAAAGGCAAAGCAACAUAAAAAUGACCAUUAAUAAUAAAAAUCGCAGGAAAUGCGAUUAUAUAACCUGUCAGCAUUAAGCAUCUAUUAUUUCAUUGCAAUUCAUCAAACCAAUUCAAAUUUAAUUUUUCACAGCGUUAAAAGCCGAU